Lodderomyces theae is the source of this 702-nucleotide messenger RNA. RefSeq lists its product as uncharacterized. The record is from RefSeq and is a predicted model, not a curated record. The coding region runs from base 1 to 702 and encodes 233 amino acids. NCBI's taxonomy places the organism in Eukaryota, Fungi, Ascomycota, Pichiomycetes, Serinales, Debaryomycetaceae. The transcript has a single exon. Gene Ontology annotation, biological process: maturation of SSU-rRNA from tricistronic rRNA transcript (SSU-rRNA, 5.8S rRNA, LSU-rRNA). Gene Ontology annotation, cellular component: nucleolus; preribosome, small subunit precursor.
AUGCCAAAAGCAAAGAAGUCAUACAGAGUAAAUAGAAACAGUCCCAUAGAAGUUUCCAAGGCAAUAAACACCGGCUCAUCUGCCAAACUCAAAAAGAAAAUCAGAGACAUUGAAAGACUUCUAUCCAAGAAUGACAAAUUACCAGCCGACAAGAAAAUCGAGUAUGAAAGAGCACUCAAAGGUCUCAAAGUAGAACUACAGAACUCGCAACAUGUCCUCAAAGCUAAACACAAUGCUACGAAAUACCACAUGGUGCGUUUUUUCGAAAGAAAGAAGGCAAUUAGAAAAUUAAAACAGUUGCGUAAAGCGUUUGAGGAGGUGCAAAAGACUGAAGUACGGAAAGACAUCAAAAAGGCUAGAAAACAGUUGAAGCACGGAGAAAUUGAUUUAAUGUAUGUGAUGCUUUUCCCUAAAUCGGAAAAGUAUAUCUCGUUAUAUCCCAGUGCCACCGAUGAGGAUUUGUCAGAUCCUAAUGUCAAGAUUGGAUUACGCAAGACUGAGGCUAGGAGAUUGGAGUUUAGAAAAGAGGUGGAAAAGAUGAUGGAGGAGGGUAAAGUGCCGUUCACGGUGGAUGAUAUACUCAGUGGUAAGAAGAUUGAUACUCAUGCUGCAGCCAAUGCUAGAGCCACGCCUAGUGAAGAAAUUGAUGCACCAGAAAACAAGGAUGGGGACACUCAAGAAGAAGAUGAUUUCUUUGAAUAG